This is a messenger RNA of Helobdella robusta, 630 nucleotides long. RefSeq lists its product as hypothetical. The annotation marks the transcript as partial. Lineage: Eukaryota; Metazoa; Annelida; Clitellata; Rhynchobdellida; Glossiphoniidae. The transcript has a single exon. The record is from RefSeq and is a predicted model, not a curated record.
CCUGGACCAGCUGGACAAGUGGGAAAUCCUGGCCAAAAUGGAGCACAAGGGCCUGCAGGACAGCCUGGUUUGAUGGGUGACACUGGAUUUUCUGGUCCACAGGGUCCACCAGGUCAACCGGGUCAAAAUGGAUCACCUGGCUAUGAUGGAUAUCCAGGACAACCUGGUUUGACGGGACAACCUGGGCUUCCCGGCAAUCCGGGUGUACAGGGAUUUACUGGUUCAACAGGAUAUAGAGGACCCCAAGGUUUUUCAGGUAAUAUUGGUUCCCCGGGUUCAACAGGAGGUACAGGCUACCCGGGUAAUCCAGGUUUGCCAGGACCACAAGGUACACAAGGUUAUAUUGGGUUACCAGGUCAAACUGGACCUAUUGGUUUACAGGGUAAUAAAGGAAAUGCGGGUGCUGCUGGUCCGCAAGGGACAUCAGGAUUUCCAGGACCAAUGGGAGCAACAGGUGCUCAAGGAUCUCCAGGAUUAUCUGGUAAUCCUGGCCUUCCUGGUCUUCCAGGGCCUCCUGCAAAUACGGGCGCUACCGGACUAACUGGUCCUAUUGGCUCACCCGGAAAUAUUGGACCUAUUGGGCGUAAUGGAGAAAAAGGUUGUAUUGAAGUUUUAUAUUACCACCAAUAA